AUGACAUAUAAUCUACUGCGCAAGGGCGGCAUUCCUGCACUGGCGUGCAACGCUUCUCCAUCCGGAGAUGCCUCAUUCCUGCAAUGCACUUUUCAAGUCAAGUAUGACAACGACCGCCUCUUUGCUACCUUCUCACUCCAACACAACACACACGUAUACGACACCAAGGAUAAACAACCGUUUGAUCUAAUCUAUGAUGCUGAUAACCUCCUCCCUACUACGACUAAAUGCCAAAUUCCAAAGCGUGCUCUCUCACCCGAAGAUGAAACAUAUGUCGCACGAAAUGGCUUUUCUAAGAUUCAUGUUUUGUCACUACAUCUUCAGAAACCGUGCCCAAUCAUCUGCCCUACUGCGUCCAGCAGCAUCGUGCCCAAGGCGAGCUGCCAGAUCCCCUCUCGGUGCCUUGUUGGCUUGGCCAAAUCCAAACAUAUCGAGAUCGUGUUUGACUUGAAAUGGCUGGAUCGUAAACGUAUCGCGUCAUUCUUGAGUAUUGUCAGCCAGCCAGAACGAUUCUACGGGUUUCCUAUUGAUGAGAAGAACCUGAGAGGACGGCGACUGGUCGACUGGACUAUCUUCAGUCCCGACGAGGAGAGCGUGGUGGUAACAGAGGAGCCUCCUCCGUACACAAAGGCGACGUACAAGCGGCCCCGAGGGGUAUCCAGUAGUCCAUCACCGCCAACGAAGCGCCUGUUCAUACCUCCAGGUUCGCCAACAGAGAAGGCUACUACGGCAUCGCUGCCCAACAGCCCGGCGAAUUUGUCCUCUACGAUUGAUGAAUCACCACGUAUGACAUCUUUGUGCGCCGCAUCAGCGCAUUCUCGCUCUUAUGCUGAGAAUUCGUAUCCACUCAACCCUAAAACUGACGUAAAUGACGCAUGUGCGUUAGAGAAUAACGUCCGCAGCAUAAUGCUCAACCUCUUCCCAGCCAUGUUCGCCUCCUUCAUCGACCACUCCCGCUCAGUUUCCCCAUCCUCAUCGUCCUCUAUCGAUCCAAACAGACACCCAAAAGUAGCGCCUCCAAUCAAAUCCAUCCACCAACUCCGCUCGCUCCUUACAAAACGUGCCGUCAAACAUACUGAGAAGAAACUCAGUACCAUUUUCAACGAUAUGCAGUAUGAUGCAAAUUCUCUCCGUCUGGCAGCCGACGAGGAAUUCCUCGAAAUUGUGGCGGAAGAGAAGUUGGAUAUAAAACAACGGAAAGAGGACGCGCUAGAAGAGCUGGGUGACGAGAUCGACAAUGUCGUUCAGGAGAAGUUGGUUGCGUUGUCUGAUGAACUUGAUCGUUUGGUUGAGCAGGCGGGGGAGAUGGUAGAGAACGCGAUUGAUGCAAGGGUAGAGAGGUAUACAAGUAAGACGUGCAAUAGGGCAGUGACGGCCGGUUUCUUGGACCGGGAGGCGGGGACAGGACAUGAAACUACAAGAGCAGGCCAUGCUGCGGGCGAUCGAAAGCGAAAGUUUCAUAAUUUUCGCUCAUGUGGGCGGUGA
Molecule: messenger RNA, 1485 nt
Organism: Bipolaris victoriae FI3
Lineage: Eukaryota; Fungi; Ascomycota; Dothideomycetes; Pleosporales; Pleosporaceae
Exons: 2
Coding region: 1-1485 (494 amino acids)
Source: RefSeq, a predicted model, not a curated record